CGAGGUUUUUGUGGCGACAAAAUAACUUUUAAAUCGAUAUAUAGAAUAACUUCUGAAUCAAUAUCUUACAGUUAUCGGUUGAUAGAAUGUAAAAGUAUUUAGCAAUCUUGAGGCGUAUAUGUUUUGUAGAAAUGAAGAAAUUACGACCAAAUCCAAUGUCUCGGGCAAAUAUAUUUUCCUACCUAUCAUAUUGGUGGUUGAACGAUUUUUUUGCUGAAGGAUCCAAGCGAACCUUACAAGAGUCUGAUAUGUUUGAACUUGAUGCUUCUAAUAUGUCGGCAGAAAUUACACGGGAUUUAGAAAGAAAUUGGGAGAAAGAAAUUCGAAGAUCUAAAAAAGAAAUUAAACCGAGUUUAAUUCGAGCAGUAGCAAUGACGUAUAGAAGUCAAUUUAUAUUAUGUGGUGUUUUGAUUCUUAUAGAAGAAUGUCUCAGAACAGCAGUACCAGUCUUGAUAGCAUAUCUCGUAAAAUACUUCGAGAAUCAAGCGCUUACUCCAGUUUGGCAUGCAUAUUCUUACGCAACAGGGAUAAGUAUAGUUACAAUAACAUUGGCUAUUUUUCAUCAUCAAUAUUUUUAUAUAACGAGUAGAAUUGGAUGGCUUAUGCGUGCAUCAACUUGUUCUUUGAUGUAUAAAAAGGUAGGAUACUUUCGUAUACUUUUAUAAUAUUGCAAUGUUUCAACUGCAGUAUGACAUCCCAGAUGCACAUGUAUAUAUUUAUUGCCAGCGUUGUGAAUAAUCAUAUAAUUUAAAACUUCUUCAUCAAAUGACGAAAAUCAGUCUUCGCUUUUAUCGAGGUUAUUGUACGUCGCUGUACUGCUUUCCUUUCUCAAAAGUAGUGUAGUUUGAGCAUUCGAACAAUGACUAUUGUAGAUCGAUGAACCAUAAAAAAACGAUCAACCGAGUCUUUCAAUGGUUUAAUUAAUGGUUUGCAGCAUAUGUUUUUGUAUAAAGUCUUGUUCCUUCAAUUUUAUAAUUACAAAUGCUGUCGAUAUACUCAAUCGCAUACAGAUUCGUUUUUCAGACACUUCGCUUGAGUCAGAAAUCAUUGAAUAAUACAACGACAGGUGAAAUAGUUAAUCUCGGAGCCACAGAUGUUCUUCGAUUUGAUCGGCUCCCUAGCUUUCUGCAUUAUCUCUGGGUAGGACCCUUGCAAUGUUUAAUUGUUGGAAUUAUACUCUGGCAAGAAAUUGGAAUUGCUGUAUUAUCUGGAAUGGGAGUCUUGAUUUUGAUCAUGUUUUUACAAACAUUCAGCGGACGGGCAUUCGGAAAAAUCAGAAGCAUGACAGCUGUUCUUACGGAUGAACGCAUACGGCUAAUGAACGAAGUAAUAAAUGGAAUGAGAAUUAUAAAAAUGUAUGCUUGGGAAAAACCAUUUGCAAAACUUGUUUCGAACACUAGGAGAAAGGAAGUUGAGAAAAUUCUUUUAUCGUCUUCAUUGAAAGCUUGUAAUUUCUGCUUCUAUGCAUGCCAAGAUAAAAUACUGACUUUUGUUACGUUAUUGACAUAUGUCGCAUUGGGAGGUACAAUAACAGCGUCGAAGGGUUUUAUGGUUUUGUCCAUCAGUUCUGCUCUACGGAUUUCAGUUGGCUUUGCAUUUCCGCGUGGCUUGACAUUGUUGUUCGAAUCACUAACUUCCUUCGCAAGAAUUGAGAAAUAUUUGCUGAUGGACGAAUUUUCUAAUAUUCGAAAUAAUUUAAAAUCAAACUCCAACCAAGAAAUCCACGUGGAACUUGAAAACUUCACUGGUAAAUGGGAAUUGAAUAAUGAUGCUGAAGAGAGAUCCGAUAUCACAUUGGAUUGUGUAAAUGUCCGAGUAGACGCAGGAAAGUUGGUCGCAGUUAUUGGACCAGUUGGCGCAGGAAAGGUAACGAAACAAAAAAUUAUUGCACCCUCCUUACGGAACGAAUAUAAAACAUGUGAAAACAAAAAGGUUUCUUUGUCUUCGCUCUUGAACGCAAUACUCGGUGAAUUGCCUGCGGCUGAAGGGAAAGCUAUAGAUCUUGAUCUUCUGAUUGAAGGAGACAUGACACUCAUAGGCGAGAGGGGUGUUACAUUAAGCGGAGGUCAAAAGGCAAGAGUAAGCUUAGCACGAGCUGCGUACAAAAGAAAUGCAGUUAUAUGCUUAUUGGACGAUCCACUUAGCGCAGUAGAUAUCUCUGUGGCAAGUCAUAUAUUCGAACACUGCAUUUGUGGAAUAAUGAAAAAGAAAGCACGAAUACUCGUUACUCAUCAACUACAGCUAUUGAAGAGCGUGGAUGAGAUUCUCAUUUUCAAAGAGGGAAGAGUAUAUGGUCGCGGAACUUAUGCCGAACUUCAGGAUAGUGGAGUUGAUUUUGCUGCUUUGCUCAGGAAAAAAGAAGACGACAACGAAUCAGUCUUUUGUGAAAAACGGCAAACCGUUAGAGGAUCCCCUCUCAGCUUGAGAGACAAUUCAAAUGACUCAACACAAACAUCUAUAGUUCCAGAUCUAUCCAUCGAAGACACAGAGAUAGAGGGACAUACAGCAAAGAUCAUUGCAGAGGAAAUGAGAGAACAAGGGAGUAUUGGAGGAAAAGUUUAUCUCGAAUAUUUCAGAGUUGCGGCAAAUGCAUUCUUACUUGUUUUAUUUUUCAUCAUUGUAAUAGCAAGUCACGUGCUAUACAUCAUGAAUGACUGGUGGUUAUCGAAAUGGACAACAUCAUAUAAAGACUACCUGUCAAAUUUGUCAUCAAAUAAUCCAGAUUUUUCUUCUGGAUCAGGACAAAAUGAACCGUCUGAGGUUUUUAAUUCGACUACCUCGUUUACAAGUGUUAACAAUAAAAACACGUUUGAUUCCAGCUAUUACAUAAAGAUAUAUGCAGUUCUAUCUUCGAUGGUGCUUUUGAUUGUGUUGCUUCGUGCAAAUUUACAUUUUUAUAUUUGCGUCACCUCCGGCAUUCACAUGCAUAAGAAGAUGUUUGAAGCAAUCCUACGAGCCCCGAUCAGAUUUUUCGAUACCAAUCCAGCAGGAAGAAUCCUAAACAGAUUUUCCAAAGACAUGGGACAGAUAGACGAGUUUCUGCCAAUCGCAUUCAUUGACUUUCUGUGGAUUCUUGGCGUGAUCGUCAGUGUUGUAAUCCUAACAUCUGCCGUCAACUAUUUUGUCAUCAUUGUAAUUAUUCCAUUGGUCAUUUAUUUUCUAUGGCUAAGAAUAUAUUACUUGCGUACUUCAAGAGAUAUAAAAAGACUAGAAGGAACUUGCAGGAGUCCAGUCUUCAGCUUGCUAUCAUCAACUUUACAAGGUUUACUCACUAUUCGUGCUUUCGGUGUUCAACAACAGUUUGAAGAUAAAUUUCACGAAUAUCAAGAUUUACACAGUGCGUCAUGGUUUCUGUUUCUUGUUGGAACAAGAUGGUUUGGAUUACGACUCGAUUUGAUAACUGCUACGUUCAUAUCAGCCGUUACAUUUUUCUCCGUAAUUUGCGCUUCAUUAUUGAAUCUUAAUGCGGGUGAAAUUGGAUUAGUCUUAACCUACACGGCAUCAUUAAUCAGUAUAUUCCAAUGGGGAGUUCGCCAAAGUGCAGAAGUAGAAAAUUUAAUGACAUCAGUAGAAAGAGUUCAGCAAUAUUAUCGCCUACCGCCAGAAGCCGCGUUAGAGAAUCCAGCUAAAAAGCCACCAAACAGCUGGCCAGAAUGUGGCGCUAUCAAGUUUGAAAACGUCUCAUUUUCUUAUUAUGAUGGUGGACCCAAUGUGUUAAGAAGCAUUGAUUUCGUAAUACAACCAAAAGAAAAGAUCGGAAUUGUUGGACGAACUGGUGCUGGUAAAAGUUCUCUUAUAUCAGCACUUUUCAGAUUGUCGGAACUAACAAGUGGUGAAAUAUUCAUAGAUGGAAUUCCCAUAUCAUCUUUAGGACUUCAAGAUCUACGCAAAGCAUUAUCCAUAAUUCCACAGGAUCCGAUGCUUUUUACUGGAACAGUGAGAAGAAACAUUGAUCCUUUCAACAAUUAUUUGGAUGAAGAUUUAUGGGACGCAUUGGAGCAGGUUCAGUUGAAAGAAUUGGUGGAAUCGUUUCCUUUGAAACUGAACACAGAACUUGCUGAAUCGGGAUCUAAUCUCAGUGUUGGACAAAGACAACUUGUUUGCCUUGCUCGAGCAGUUUUGAGGAAAAGUAAAAUUCUUGUGAUUGAUGAAGCUACUGCAAAUGUCGAUAUCAGAACAGAUCGUCUGAUUCAAAAGACGAUAAGACGAAAGUUCAAGCAAUGCACUGUUAUAACCAUUGCUCACCGAAUAAAUACAAUAAUAGAUUCAGACAAGAUUCUGGUGCUAGAGGAAGGACAAGUCAAGGAGUUUGACAAACCAAAUGUUCUUUUGCACAAAAGGGAUGGCCUGUUUGCUAGCAUAGUGAAAAGUGCUGGACUAUCUGCAGCAGAACCAAAUUGCGAAUAG
Molecule: messenger RNA, 4407 nt
Organism: Styela clava
Lineage: Eukaryota; Metazoa; Chordata; Ascidiacea; Stolidobranchia; Styelidae
Source: RefSeq, a predicted model, not a curated record